CAGACUAAGAUUCUCUUCGUUUAAUGCUCUCUUUCUAGCCUCUUUGUUUUUAUUUUUUGUUUUUUCUCUCUCGGAGUAAUCAAAACGAACAAAAAUGGUUAACUCCGGUGAGAACAAAAUCGCCGUUAAACCCACUACAACGAUGAUGAUUCAAGAUGAAACGAGAAGCAGAAAAUUCGGACAAGAGAUGAAGAGAGAGAACAAGAGAAGAGUUUUGGGUGUGAUUAACCAGAAUCUAGUUAGUGCAAGAGGUUAUUACCCUUGUGUUGUCACCAAGAGAGGAAGCUUAUCAAAUAAGCAAGAAGAAGGAUGUCAAAAAAAGAAGCUUGAGUCUCUGCGACCCUCGGUUACAAGAUCUCGUGUUGAAGAGCCAUUGUGUGAAGAGGAGACGAAGAAGCUGAAGCAAUCAGUUCCAAGUGCAAACGAUUUCGUUGACUGUAAAUUCUUUGAGGAUGAAGAAGAAGUUACAUUGGACCAUCCCAUGCCAAUGUCGCUGGAGAAGCCAUACACAAGCAUCUCUGACUCUGAUCCAAUGGAGGAAGUUGAGAUGGAAGAUGUAACAGUGGAAGAAUCAAUUUUGGAUAUAGAUGUCUCAGAUGCGAAGAACUCACUUGCAGCUGUUGAAUAUGUCCAAGAUCUCUACGCAUUCUACCGGAAAAUGGAGAGGUUUAGCUGUGUUCCAGUAGAUUAUAUGAUGCAACAAAUCGACUUAAACGAGAAGAUGAGAGCAAUACUAAUCGACUGGCUAAUCGAGGUACAUGACAAGUUUGAUCUGAUGAACGAGACGUUGUUUCUCACAGUGAAUCUGAUAGAUAGAUUCUUGUCCAAGAAAGCUGUUAUGAGAAAGAAGCUUCAGCUAGUAGGGUUAGUGGCUUUGCUCUUAGCUUGCAAGUAUGAAGAGGUUUCGGUUCCCGUUGUCGAAGAUUUAGUACUCAUUUCAGACAAAGCUUAUACGAGGAAUGAUGUUCUAGAGAUGGAGAAAACAAUGUUGAGUACUUUGCAAUUCAAUGUCUCGUUGCCGACACAAUACCCUUUCUUGAAAAGAUCUCUCAAGGCAGCUCAAGCAGAUAAGAAGUGUGAGAUCUUGGCAUCGUUCUUGAUCGAGCUUGCACUUGUGGAGUAUGAGAUGCUUCGGUUUCCACCAUCAUUACUAGCUGCCACAGCUGUUUACACUGCUCAAUGUACACUUGAUGGUUUCAGGCAGUGGAACAGUACAUGUGAAUACCACUCUCAUUACUCUGAAGAACAGCUCAUAGAAUGUUCAAGGAAGAUGGUGAAUCUUCAUCAGAAGGCAGCGACGGGGAAGUUGACAGGAGUAUAUAGGAAGUACAGCACAUCCAAAUUUGGGUACAUAGCCAAGUGUGAAGCUGCACACUUUCUUGUGUCUACUGAGUCUCAUGAUCAUCCUUAAGCCAAAAGCACAAUAUGUAGUUUGUACAGGCUCUAUUGACAUAGUUCCUCGUUUCCUCUUAAGCACAAAUAACAUAAGAAAAGAAGAAGAAAAGUUC
Eutrema salsugineum is the source of this 1508-nucleotide messenger RNA. RefSeq names its product cyclin-B2-1. Gene Ontology annotation, biological process: mitotic cell cycle phase transition; regulation of cyclin-dependent protein serine/threonine kinase activity. Gene Ontology annotation, molecular function: cyclin-dependent protein serine/threonine kinase regulator activity. NCBI's taxonomy places the organism in Eukaryota, Viridiplantae, Streptophyta, Magnoliopsida, Brassicales, Brassicaceae. The transcript is spliced from 10 exons. Gene Ontology annotation, cellular component: cytoplasm; cyclin-dependent protein kinase holoenzyme complex; centrosome. The record is from RefSeq and is a predicted model, not a curated record. Bases 95 to 1411 code for a protein of 438 amino acids.